CCCUUGCCAAAAAGUUUGGUCGCUUUUCUGCUUUUAUUCUUCGUUUUCCAUCCGGGGCGUGUUGCGGCAUACAGGUGAUUCGACUGCCGCAGAAUCGCAAUCAGCAACUUGGAAUCCCGCGAGAAGCCUGCCUACGGCCUGAUUUACGGUGGCAACCCCCCCACAUUUCAGACAUCAGCCAGCAUGGCGAGGAAGGAUCUUUUCGACGAUGCCGACUCGGGGGGCGAGACAGAGGGCGUAGGUCUGAAAAUCAACGAGGAUUACGCACGACGGUUUGAGCACAACAAGAAGCGAGAGGAGAGACAAAGACUCGAGGAAAAGGCCAAGGCACGAGCGGCAAAUGGCGAAGACGACGACUCCGAAUCAGACUCUUCAGACGACGAGACAGAAGAUGAGGAAGGUUUUCUGGCGACCGAACAGCUCGACGAACAGCUCGACGCGACCCUGCAGGCCAUCAGGAGCAAGGAUCCCAGGAUAUACGACCCAAACACGAAAUUCAUCACGGCAUUAGACGAAGAGGGCGCGACUACCAAGGAAAAGAAGGAGAAGCCAAUGCACCUUCGCGACUACCACCGAGAACGCUACAUGGCUGGAGACACCGGUGCAGACUUUGAGGAAGAGGCCGAUCAACCAAAGACUUUUGUGCAGGAGCAGGCCGACCUGAAGAAGGACAUUCUGGCAGAAAUCAACGCAGCUGCCAACGACUCGGACGAUGACGAAGAUUUCAUCAAGGCAAAGCCCAACGAGAACGGGCCCGCCACUGAGGACGGAGUGCACCCAUCCAGAAAGCAGAAGGUAAAAGCUUCCGAACUUGAUGUCUCGCUGGCCGAAAAGGAUCCAGAACUGUACCUGUCGAAUUUCAUGGCGUCAAGGGCGUGGAUCCCCGAGAACAGUUCGCGGUGGGAAGCUUUCGAGUCGGAUGACGGGGAGGGUAAUGACGACGCGGACGAGUGGGAGGCUGCCUACAACCUGCGAUUCGAGGACCCCGCGAAGAGCAACGAGGUGCUGCAGUCUUACUCACGUAAGGUUGUCGAGGCGCGCUCCGUGCGACGGGAUGAGGUCAAGGGCCGAAAGAAGCAGCGACAACUCGAGAAGGAGCGCAAGGAGGAGGAGAAACGCCAACGCCACGAGGAGCGUGCCCGACUGAAGCGCCUCAAAAUCGAGGAGGCGGAGGAGAAGCUGAGGAAAAUCAAGAAGGCUGCAGGGCUCAGGGGCAAGGAACUUGGAGAGGAAGAACUCAUGAAGAUGCUUGAGGGCUCCUGGGAUAAUGACAAAUGGGAGGAAGAGAUGAACAAGCGCUUCGGAGAGCAGUACUACGCAGACGCAGAGGAGGUGGAGUCCGAGUCAGAAGGAGAGGGCUUCGGCAAAUCGCGGAAGAAGAAGCCAAAGAAGCCAAAGUGGGACGACGACAUCGACAUCAAGGACAUCAUCCCGGACUUCGAGGAUGAGGAGGCCAAACCAGACAUCAGCCUCGCGGACCUAGAGGAUGGGGCCGAGGCGGCUGACGAGGGCGAGGAAGAGUUGGAGGACGGCGACGAGCGCCCGUCCAAGAAGCGGAAAACCACAAAGGAGCACAAGGCAGAGCGCCAGGCCAGCAAGCAAGCCGCCCGGAAGGAGCGCUCCAAGCUCGAGGCCCUGGUCGAGCACCAGAUGGAACUCGAGGACCCGACGGUGCUGGCCCUGUCCAAGAAGAACAAGAAGGCCGCGGGCGCCGAGACGGCCGGGUUCCGGUACCGCGAGACGAGCCCGCAGUCUUUCGGGCUGACCGCGCGCGACAUCCUGCUCGCGCCGUCGGACGCGGCGCUCAACGAGUUCGCGGGCCUCAAGAAGCUGGCGACGUGGCGGCACCCGGACAAGAAGAAGAAGGACCGCAAGAACCUCGGCAAGAAGGCCCGGCUCAGGGAGUGGAGGCGGGAGGUCUUUGGCAGGGAGUUUGAGCACACGGGCCCCACGUUUGGGUUCGGCGGCACCAACAACGACGCGGCGGAUGCUGCUGUAGACGCCGCGGAGGUGGGCGAGAAGACCAGGGACGGCGACGAUGGCGGGUCUAAGAAGAAGAGGAAGAGGUCCAAGGGCAAGAAGAAGGGUUCUGCCGCUGCGUAGGAUCUCGGCUCGUUUUAGCUAAUUCGCGAGAUACUCCAUUCGAUACCUGUGGGCAGUUCUUGAACUCUCUAUUGAGUUCGGUAUAUACAAUUUGGCACUUACUACUUAUCUCUCUAGUGAUCUAGCAAAGUAUCUUAAGGCCAUCUUGUCAAAUAUCAA
This is a messenger RNA of Diaporthe batatas, 2262 nucleotides long. RefSeq lists its product as uncharacterized. Gene Ontology annotation, biological process: endonucleolytic cleavage in ITS1 to separate SSU-rRNA from 5.8S rRNA and LSU-rRNA from tricistronic rRNA transcript (SSU-rRNA, 5.8S rRNA, LSU-rRNA). Gene Ontology annotation, cellular component: nucleolus; 90S preribosome. The record is from RefSeq and is a predicted model, not a curated record. NCBI's taxonomy places the organism in Eukaryota, Fungi, Ascomycota, Sordariomycetes, Diaporthales, Diaporthaceae. The transcript has 2 exons. Bases 184 to 2103 code for a protein of 639 amino acids.